Molecule: messenger RNA, 2314 nt
Organism: Triticum urartu
Lineage: Eukaryota; Viridiplantae; Streptophyta; Magnoliopsida; Poales; Poaceae
Source: RefSeq, a predicted model, not a curated record
CAUGGUGCGCGUGUUGGCGGUUUAGUCCACGGAUGACGUGACGUGAUGAUGUGAGGUCGUGGGCCAUGCCCUUUUUUACUCGGGCUGUCCAUCUCUGGGUUUUUCUUUUCUGGUGCCCAUCUCUCGAUCCGCUUCUCCCGCACCUCAUGGUAGAUAACGAGACAAUUGCAUGUUUAGUCCUGGUACUUGCAGGCGAUGUCUAACAUAGUCCUCAUAAUCAUAAAGUGCUUCAAUACAGUCCUCGUACAUGUAAAUACAGUGUCUAUACGGUCCUGGAGAUUGUGGCAUUGGUCCUGGCUAUACGCCUCACUUACGUACCCAGUAUGCAUCCACUGCCACGUGAGCACGGACUGAGUCAAACGACUGGUAACUUUGUAUUCGGCCCCAUCGAAAAGACUUGGUAUUAGAUUAGUAACAACGGGGAGUAAUUUAAAGUAGUAACAUGCAUAUGUUAUAGUGGGUAGUAACAUAUAUGUUGUGUCAUGCAUGACUUUAUUUAUUGUGUUGUAGACUCAUCUUUUUUUAAUAUGUGUGAUGUUACAGUAACUAGCUAUGUUACCACAUGACUCUCUUUCUUUAUUAAUUACAUGCCACAUCUCCUAUCUUUGCCUAGAUAAGUGUGAUGUUAUCACUUAUGUUACUCCCACUGUGGAUAGUCUUAGUAUGUGCCCUUCAUCCCUUUCAUUCUCCACGAACAGAAACCCCAGCCCGACCUCAGCAGAAACCCCAGCGGUGGCGGCGGAUGAUCGGGGACCCGGCAGCGUUCCGAUCGUAGUGCAGCUGGUGGUGGACGGGAGUGGGAUGAACCAGCGACCCCGGACGGUGGUUUGAGGCAGUGAUGAAGGGGCCCGCCGACGUACACGGCUCAUAGUGAUUUCUUCACUGUGGAGAUCAUCCAUGGAGGAUUUUUCUCUAGAAGUGGGCAGAAUAGGUCCUACUUGGAUGGCAAAAAAAUUCUGCUAUGACUACUGUCACUUAGAGUUUGCGUACUAUAAAAUGUUUGAAGCUUUAAUCGAGGACAUUGGUUAUGAGAAGGAAGGCAGAAUUGAUAUGUAUUGGUUGCCCCCUGGCUAUCAACUUAAUGAAGAUGGUGCAAGGCAUUUGUCCAAUGAUGCAGACAUAGAUCUGAUGUAUCUACAGGUCAAUGAAGAGCAUAGAUUUCAUAUGAUUUACCUUGAUCAUUUGGAUGGCCACAUUUCAGGAGGUGGAUCAGCAUGGGGUGAUGUUACGGCUAAUCCAAUAUGUCAUUUGCCUGUUGUUUUCAGUCCCAACAAGAAGCUAAUUAAUGCAGAUCAGAGCAUGGUAUCUUCUAGUGUUGUUGAGGAAAGCAAUGAAAUUCAGAGCAAUGAACAAGUGCAUGUCAGGUUGAGACCUAGAGGACAGAAGUUAGAAGAUGAGCCAGAAGAAUAUAGUGAUAGUGAUUCAGACAGUGAUUACAUACCAGAAAUUGUUGACAGUGACUACGACUUAGAGGAUGGGGAUGAUGAUUUGGCACAGGAGCAGUUGCACCCUUUGCAAGACAAGAAAGGGAAGAAAGUGAUUGAAGAGUGCAACUCUGAAGAUGAUACAUUGGAUGCUCCGGAUUUAGAUGAAGAUGAGAUAAAAUUCAAUUUCAAGUCUUUCACACCAUCAGACAUGCAUGACCCCAAGUUCCAUGUUGGGCAGUUGUUCUCAUCAGUUGAGCUCUUGAGGAAGGCUAUUAGAGAGUACACUUGCAAGGAAAGGGUGAAUAUUACAUUUCCAAAGAACGAUAGAGGGAGGCUUGGUGCAAAGUGUGAGAAGGGAUGCCCUUGGUACCUGCAUGCAUCUUGGGACAAUAGGACAAAUGCAAUCAUGGUGAAGACAUUCAAUGGUGAGCACAAUUGCGAGAAGAAGUGGCAAGUUACAACAUUUACUGCCAGGUACAUUGCUAAAAAGUACGUCGACAAAAUCAGGGCGUUUGUGAGCGAGGAGGUUGUCACGCCGGCUGUUGUAUUGGUCGCCGUUGAGACGCGUUGCCGCAAGCCGCCGUUGGAGGUGCUGCGGUCGGAGGUGUGCCCGUUGAGACGUGUUGCAACGUUGCGGUGUGCUGCCGUUAGAGUGCAUGGACCAGCCCUUGGUUGCAUUUUCAGUCCUGGACAUUUGGUCUAUGAUUGCUAGUUAAUGUAGUGUAGUUUGUUUAGUCGACAAAAUAAGAUAACUGUGGUAGGUAACCUUCCUCAAAAAUAAAAAACUGUGGUAGGUAACCACAUGGCCUAGACUGAGCUCGUGUUUACAAAUAGGCUAGGUAAUGUUUUGUACAUGUAUGUAACGCUAAUUGAAAAGUAAACCUUCU